CCGCGUCUAAAGAUCAACGACGACGACUCAGUUUCUUCCUUCACAAGCGAGAUAGAGAGAGAGAGAGAAGAAGAGUAAAAGAGCGUGUUGUUGUGUUGUUUCUUCUUCUUCUCUCUUUGGGCGUUUUCAUCGUUUCUCAUCUACCCCCUCACAAUUUUCUUAUCACUCUCAUAAGUCUCAACUUCGUCACUUUCUCGGGGAAAUUCUCCUAAUCCCUAAAACCUAGUUACAGAAAAUAUCUCCUGAAUCUUACACGAUCUUUCUUCUUCUUCUUCUUCUAUGAAUCUGUUCAUCGUAAAUUCAGAUUCUUGAUAUAUAUGAUUCCUUCUCUCCAAUCUCUUCUCUUAGUUUCUCAGAGAUGGUUGAGAGAUCAAACUCACGUUUUCUCGCAGUAAUCAUCACUCGUAAAUCUAUAAUUUUCUUGCUUAUAUCGAUCCUCACCGUCGCAUCUUGGUUCUUAAUCUUUUCUUCCACAAACCCUAACCGAGUUCUCGACUACAUCUCAGUAUCAGAACCCACUGAUGCACCUCUCAUCAUCAUCAAGAACUCAAACAGUUCUCCUCAAAACAGAGAAGGUGCGGAAACAGAGGAACACAAAAAUGAAAACAGAGGAGCGACAAAAACAGAGUCAUUCAUCAACGAAAACAGAGCCAAAACCCUCCAAUGCAUCGAGAAUAAGGUUUCUCCUUCUCCGACGCCAUUGAAAGUCUACAUGUAUGAUAUGAGUCCAGAGUUUCACUUUGGGUUAUUAGGUUGGAAGCCAGAGAGAAACAAUGACGUCGUUUGGCCUGAUAUCAGAGUCAACGUUCCUCACCAUCCAGGUGGUCUUAACUUGCAGCACAGUGUUGAGUAUUGGCUAACAUUAGAUCUUUUGUUCUCUGAGCUCCCAGAAGAUUCUAGAAGCUCUCGUGCCGCGGUACGUGUGAAGAACUCGAGCGAAGCUGAUGUAGUGUUCGUGCCCUUCUUCUCUUCAUUGAGCUAUAACCGAUUCUCUAAGGUUAACCAAAAGCAGAAGAAGAGCCAAGACAGAGAGUUACAGGACAAUUUGGUGAGAUACGUAACGUCUCAAAAAGAGUGGAAGAUCUCAGGAGGGAAGGAUCAUGUGAUAAUGGCGCACCAUCCCAAUAGCAUGUCGACCGCAAGGCAUAAGCUAUAUCCGGCGAUGUUUGUGGUCGCUGACUUUGGUAGAUACUCGCCACGUGUCGCCAAUGUUGACAAAGACAUUGUGGCUCCAUACAAACACCUUGUUCCAUCGUACGUUAAUGACACGUCGGGAUUUGAUGGCCGUCCGAUCUUGCUCUACUUCCAAGGAGCCAUCUACCGCAAAGCUGGUGGAUUCGUGAGGCAAGAGCUAUACUACCUUCUAAAAGAAGAAAAAGGCGUCCACUUCUCUUUCGGUAACGUACGAAAUCACGGCAUAACCAAAGCCGGAGAUGGAAUGAGAUCGUCCAAGUUCUGUCUCAACAUCGCAGGGGAUACUCCGUCGUCCAACCGCCUCUUCGACGCCAUAGCUAGUCACUGUGUUCCCGUGAUUAUCAGCGACGACAUUGAGUUACCAUACGAGGAUGUUCUCAACUACAACGAGUUCUGUCUCUUUGUCCGAUCAUCCGACGCUUUAAAGAAAGGGUUUCUGAUGGGUCUUGUGAGGAGCAUUGGUAGAGAAGAGUAUAAUAAGAUGUGGAAACGUUUGAAGGAAGUUGAGAAGUAUUUUGUUUUCCGUUUCCCGUCCAAGGAUAACAACGGAGAUGAUGCAGUUCAGAUGAUUUGGAAAGCUGUUGCGAGGAAAGCCCCUUUGGUGAAGAUGAAGGUUCAUAGGUUUCAAAGGUUUAAAAGGCCUUUUUAGGGUUUUCCUGAGAUUUACAUAGAAUAUAUACAGUUUAGGAAUAUUUACAUUUAUCUAAACAUAUAAUUUACAUUUAUCUAAACAUAUAAUUUACAUUUAUCUAAACAUAUAAUUUACAUUUACAUUAUCUCAGUUUAGGAAAUCUCUGUAUAUAUAAGAGAUCAUAAGUUGUAACAUUAUAAUCCGCAUUCUCUCUC
Molecule: messenger RNA, 2040 nt
Organism: Camelina sativa (false flax)
Lineage: Eukaryota; Viridiplantae; Streptophyta; Magnoliopsida; Brassicales; Brassicaceae
Product: putative arabinosyltransferase ARAD1
Molecular function (GO): glycosyltransferase activity
Source: RefSeq, a predicted model, not a curated record